AAAACUGAAAAUGAGCAUCUUUACAGUGAUGGCGAGUGAUGAGCUAAAACUUAGAAUUACCAACCAAAGAUAUCUUCUUUCCUUAACAUGUUGUUGUUAAUAAAAUGAUUUUUAUUUCUCUGUCAUUUUCUGAUUUUUUGAAUGUGGCCAUUAUGAAAAAGCUAAUGGCUUCUCUCUAAAGGUUAAUAAAUAGAUGCCCAUAUUUUCAUAAUUCAACCCGUUCUCCAGAUUUUCCGCCGAUGAAAUACGUUUGAAAUCUGGGUUUGAAUCUAUAGAGACUGUAGAGAAGAACAGAGUAAAAAUGGUGUUCAUUACUGAAGAUAUCAUCAAGCAAUUUCAAACUAUGAUGGAAAAAACUGAUGAACCAUUGAAGAAGACUUUUGAGAGUAUACAUCAAGAGUACCCCAAAGAGACUUUGGUGAGAUUUCUCAAAGCAAGGGAUGGGAAUGUCUCCAAUGCAUAUAAAAUGCUCACUGAUUGCUUGAACUGGAGGAUACAAAAUGAAAUUGAUAACAUAUUGGCUAAGCCAAUUAUCCCUGAUGAGUUGUAUAGAGGAAUACGUGAUUCCCAGCUCGUAGGAAUGUCUGGAUACUCUAAAGAGGGUCUUCCUGUCAUUGCCGUCGGUGUAGGGCUCAGCACGUUCGACAAAGCAUCUAUUCACUACUAUUCGAUGACUGGGUCGAUUUUCAAAACAUUGAAUUGGCACCUAACUUCUGGAAUGGGGUGA
This is a messenger RNA of Olea europaea var. sylvestris, 727 nucleotides long. RefSeq names its product protein real-time-like. NCBI's taxonomy places the organism in Eukaryota, Viridiplantae, Streptophyta, Magnoliopsida, Lamiales, Oleaceae. Bases 302 to 727 code for a protein of 141 amino acids. The transcript has 8 exons. The record is from RefSeq and is a predicted model, not a curated record.